Molecule: messenger RNA, 3402 nt
Organism: Dermacentor silvarum
Lineage: Eukaryota; Metazoa; Arthropoda; Arachnida; Ixodida; Ixodidae
Product: BTB/POZ domain-containing protein KCTD20-like
Biological process (GO): positive regulation of phosphorylation
Cellular component (GO): cytoplasm
Molecular function (GO): protein binding
Source: RefSeq, a predicted model, not a curated record
GAAACUGUCUCGGUCCGAGCAACAGUUUCCUACCGUCGCCGUUGGAGCACUGGUCGGUGUGGAACGGCGGAGGCUGACAUUUGCGAGUGGUAUGUGGUUGGUGCGUCAUGUCCUUUCGGAAGGGACUCAGUCGGAGCAGCAACUACGACAACAGCAGCAGCGACACUGAGGACGCCUCCCCAGAGGACCGUGCGCAGACGAGGCGUGACUCCGACAGAACGUUAUGUCACGGCUUCCGUAGCUUCUCCAGCAGCGGUGGCGCCAAGCUCAAGCCGUGCCUGGUGAGCAAGCUGGACGACGAGGACGGAAGACGGGAAAGCGCAGCAGCUCGAAUCAAGUCUCGACGCGGCCAGCUGCUGUCCAGCAGCCAAUCGGCCAGUGUGGGCCACGGCUGCAGCUCUUCGGGCAGCGGUUCCAGCUCGACGGAGAGCAGCGGUGUGCCGUGCCUCGGGGCCUCCACCUCGGGCGGCGUGAUGGCGACGAGCGGCCACGGCGACUGCCUGCCUGCGGCGGCUACCGCGUCCAUGUCGGCGCUCUCGCUGGCCACGGGCUCGGACGAGCGUGUCACCCUCAUCGUGGACAACACGCGGUUCGUCGUCGAUCCCGCGGUGUUCGCGCUCCAGCCGGACACCAUGCUUGGACGCAUGUUUGGCUCGUCACUGGAGAACAACAUCACCAGGCCCAAUGAGCGGGGAGAGUACGAGGUGGCCGAAGGCUUGUCUGCUACAGUCUUCAGGGCCAUCCUGGAUUACUACAAGACCGGGGUCAUCUACUGCCCUCCAAGUGUUACUGUGCCUGAACUGCGAGAGGCGUGUGACUAUCUUCUCAUCCCAUUUGAUGCCCAAACUGUCAAGUGCCACAACCUCAGAGGCCUUCUUCAUGAGCUCUCUAAUGAGGGAGCUCGCCAGCAGUUUGAAAAGUUCCUUGAAGAUCUGAUUGUCUGCAGAAUGGUCAAUGCAGCUCAGAGAGGUGACCGUGAGUGUCACAUAGUGGUUCUCUUGGAUGACGAUACAGUCGACUGGGAUGAAGAGUACCCACCACAGACUGGUGAAGAACACUCGCAAAUUAUCCACAGCACAGCUAUGUACCGCUUUUUCAAGUACAUAGAGAAUCGGGACGUUGCCAAGCAGGUGCUCAAGGAGCGCGGCCUUAAAAAAAUUAGGCUUGGCAUUGAAGGGUACCCGACCCACAAGGAGAAAGUGAAGCGUCGGCCGGGCGGGCGCGCCGAAGUGAUCUACAACUAUGUGCAGCGUCCCUUCCUCCGCAUGUCCUGGGAGAAGGAAGAGGCCAAGAGCCGGCAUGUCGACUUCCAGUGCGUCAAGAGCAAGUCCGUCACGAAUCUUGCUGCCGCCACUGACGGGUCUCCUCCGGUCGCCAAUUCCGCAGCGAUACACCAGGCGGCAAUCGCUGCUGGAGUUGUCGGCGGGGGUGGUGCUGUCGGCGGUAUGGCUGCAAAUGCACCCGUGGUCGUGCACGUGCUUCAGCAGGAGCUCGGCGCUGUCGGAGGGGCCGAGGAACCGCCCGUUCAGCCGCAGGAAGAAGUGGUGCUGCUGCCUAAGGAGUCUUAUCCGACGGUGCUCUUUCCACCAGACGACCUGCCCUAGUGCCACCGCGUUCCCGUUUCGCCCCAUCGGGAAGAACAUGCAUUUGUGGAGCAGUGUUGCGCCUCAGGUUUUAUAGUGCCAGGACACGGGUUUUUGUUCAUGCGCGCGCAAGACAGCACAAAUGCAGAUGCCUAAGCAACUGAUGGACUCGGCAAGGCACUGCACUAGAGCACUUUGUCUGAUGUGUUUAUUUUUUACUGCCAGACAGGAUGUGAGUGCUGAGCCAGAAUGUUCAACGCUGUUUGCUGCUGCUUCUAUUUUAUUUUCUUGUCUCGGGCAACUUGCACAGUUGAGUGUUGCAGUCUGGAAUGCCUUCCGUAAACGAGAGAGAAAAAGCCGUGUAGCAUAUCCUGCACUGAAGCUUCACAUAGGCAUAAUAUUGUGUUAUGGAUCAGCUGAUGACCAAGUGCCCCAGUGCCUGACCAUUUGAGUGCAAAGCUCUGUGGUUGCGCAUUCUCAUCAGUGGCUGGCAUGUGAAGGCUUACUUCAGUACUUUAUUCAUGGUAUCUUGCAUUACCAUCCAAAAGUUGUGCAAGCGACAGUAAGAUGUGGAACAUCUUGUACAGCUGUGGCACCCUCCUUUUCUUUUGCAUUGGCUUCUGUGGUUCCAAGUUGUCAUGAUUUAGCCCUCAAUUAUUGGACAUCAGGUGAAAUGCAAGUUGCUUAAGCAUUUCUUUGAAGCUUUAGUCUUUUAUUCUUUGUGUGCACAUUUUAUUGAAGUUUGCCGUAACCUUGGUAAGGUGCAAUCUCUCAAUGAAGCAACGGGCCUGGCAGUGGACUGACUUCAGUGAUUCUCAGGCCAGCUAAAGCGCACGACCCAAGUUCCUGUUUUUCACUCCAAAAUUUAAACCAUGAGCAGCUGCCCUAUACCUUUUGAAGUGCUUUGCAUGGCUACUCGCACUGUCGGCAUAUUUUUCUCAUUCCUGGCAACAACCGAGAAGAAAGCAGCACAUUUUUGAGAAAGUGGCACCAGUGCCUCUGAGUGGACUUAAAACUCAUGUGUUCAUCCCAAUGUGCCUCUGUUCAUUGUAACACAGAUUGAACCCCAAGGGUGACCUUGUUGUGACGUGUGGUGUAGUUACUUUGUGCACUUGAAAACUUGUCCAAAGAAUGAGGAAGAGUUCUUUUCCGUCCUAAGCUCUGACACAUGAUUUUGCCAACGUAAGCUGGUAUUUAAUAAAGACAGUUGGUGCAUCUUGUAUUGGAACAUUAGGCAGAAAUUGUUCUUUCUUGUCUUGGCGUACCUACAUGCCAAUUUAUAACACUUUUUGUGAGUAUUUGCGUUGAUCUUGCUAGAUAUAUUUUCUCAGUUAGACAUCUUGCUAAAUUGGUAGAGCACGACAAUUGCUGUGGCCAACGAAAAGCAGCUUAAAAAUAAUUCUUAGAGCCUCGGAAAAAGUGAAAAGGCAAAUUAAAUGUAAGUGGUUUCACAGGGGAACGUUGUGCCAAGUUUAAUGUUUGGUCUUAUAUUUCGAAAGAAAUUUUUUCUUUGCUUGUGGCUUCUGAAAGGUAUGCCAGGUUUGAUUAUUUGCAUAAAGCACACUGAGAUCCUGCUUUCUUUAGUUCUUUCUAGAUAUUUCUAUUUAGGCACAAUCUUAAGUGUCCUUGAUUGUAUGGUAAUAAUAAUGUAAGGAAAAUUUCUCUGUGGCAUUGGCGGAAUAGCACUUCACUGUUAUUUAAUGUUAGUCAAACCUCGUUAUAAUGAAGUUGCAUCAUACGCAGAAAAAUGCCUUCGUUAUAUUCGUGUUCGUUAUAUCGAGUUUAUACUGUGUAAUAAACUGGCAUUGUUGUCCCAGAA